AUGGAAGAUUUGAAGUCGGGUUUCGAAGAGGUGGAUGGCGUACGCCUGGGCUACCUGAUGAUCCAGGGCAAGCAGAUGUUCCCCCUCUCGCAGGUCUUCACAGAUCUUCUGAAGAACAUCCCGCGCACCACCGUGCACAAGCGCAUGGACCACCUGAAAGUCCAAAAGCACCAGUGUGACCUGGAGGAACUGCGGAAGCUCAAGUCCAUCAACUCCAUAGCGUUCCACGCUGCCAAAUGCACCCUGAUUUCCCGCGAGGACGUAGAGGCGCUUUAUACCUCGUGCAAGACCGAACGGGUCCUGAGAACCAAGCGUCGGGGAGGCGCCAAGCCGGGCCAGGGCACCCUGCGCCCCGACCCCUAUGCGGCUUUUUGGAAAGACGGCGGCAAACUUUGCCUGAGCUUGAAAGAAGGGACUACAAGCCAAGCCAGCAGCAGAAAGAAAGCAGCCUGGCGCAAGGCGGCGGCGGCGGCGGCGGCUGCACAAGCAGGAGCUUUCCUACCGGCCUCGGAUCUACCUCAUUUUUGGAGCAAAUCCGCCGGGCGCAGUUUGCCAAGCUUUUCCCGAUCGCCUAGCAAUGAGGCUAUAAACUAUGAAACGGCCCAGCUUGGCCCCGGUUAUGUCUCCCUGGCCACAGAACCCGCUUGUUUUCGGAGCCUGCUUUGCUCCAAGCAUCCUCAUUACUACUACCAUUCCUCGGCCGCCAUUGCCAUUCAGCCUAAGCUCGCGGCGGCGGCGGCGGCGGCAGCAGCAGCGGCGGCGGCGGCGGCGGCAGCAGCAGCAGCAGUCUCUAGAAGCAAACCGCUGGGUCUGGGCUGCAGGACGAAGCGGAAAAAGAGUACCGAGAGGCGUUUCUCUACCGGGUGCGGGCGGCGUGUGGUGAUCCUGCCCCGGGCUUGCAAAGCAGCUCGGAGCGCCGUGGCGGAGAGGCUGCCUGGACUGCGCGGUUUUUUGACCCCGCAGCCUGCCCCGGCUUUCCCGGAACCUUACAGUAGCGACUCGGAAUCCAGCUCCUAUUCGAAUCAUGCAGACAACGAUUCCGACUUCUGCUCCAGCCUGAGCAGCACCAGCAAUUCCGGUUCUUCUGAAGAAGAGGAUGAAGGCAGCUGCGCCUCUGAUUCCAGUGAGCUCAAAGAAGAAGAAGGAGAGGAGGAAGAAGAAGAAGAAGAAGAAGAGACCAGCUCGGAAUCUGAUUCCAGCUCCGGGUCCAGCCACGUCUCGGUCCAGAGUAUCCGCUUCAGGCGCACUAGCUUCUGCAGAUCGCCCACUCUCCAGACUUCAGCCAGCUUCGUGCCCGAUCCGCCUCAUUUUGCCAACCACGAGGAGCUCCCAGGUCCAGCGCAAUUCAUCAAAUGUGAAGCGUCGGAAGAACCUGAGGACUGGAAGACCCCGGCUGGCUGGCUUUCAAAAGCUGAGCUGGGCUUGGACUGCACCACUCAUCCUGCCGGCAGCGCGUACUUAGGAUUGCUGGAGCAGCCCACGGAAGCAGCCAGAGGCGGCGAGGGAAGAUCCCUCUUGACUGGCGAGGACCACUCCACACUCGUGCCUGAGGUAAAGUCUCUUGACCUGCCUGGGGUCCCCUGGUUAGCCUGCGGUGACUCUUCUCCUAGCUCAAAGCCAAACCUCAUUUUGCCCCAAGCAAAAUUAUUCGGAGAAGGCCAGAUCUGCCAGCCUGCCCUUGCCUCUCACCCUUAUCCUUCUCCUCUUUCUCCAACUGGUGCAGACAGCACCACUGCUGCCCUAACCCACCUGUCCAAGGGGCUUCCUGGAAAUGCCCAGUUUAAUGGAAGAUCAGCCACUUUCCAGGGAACUGCUGCUGUUGCAAGUCCAGAUCUCCAAAGCCAUGUCCAGCUCCCAUCUUUUGUGCCCAUUGCCCAGAUCAAAGUUGAGGACAGCAGUGCUAAUGCUGAGUAUGGAGCUCUCCCAGUACAGAUACCACUCAAAUGGGAAGGGAGUGACCAGGAGACCAAGAUGGAGGCAGAAGACCAGUCAUUACCACUGCCAGGUCCCACCCAGCAUCCUGGAACUCUUCUGCUGUCAGUCAAGGCAGACCCUACCUGCCUAGAGGACUCUCCUAGCCCUCCCAAGAGCACUCUGUGUCCAGCAUCUUUGAGCCGGACCCUUGCUGCAUGCACUUUAGGCACUGCUUCUGCUGCCAAACCUGAGGAUGGGGAUUACAAAUUUGGAGCACGGGUGAGGAAGAACUACCGCACCUUGGUGCUGGGCAAACGAGCCACCAUACCCAGCCCAGCACCACUCAAGCCAAAUCUGAAAUCUGCACGCAACCCCCGGCCACCUCCAGGGAAACUCCCAGAGGCUCAGGAAGGAGCUUUGGAUGACUUAACUGUUCUUAACCGACGCAAGAGGGUGGCCAGUAAUGUCACCUCCACUCUCAAGAGGCCAUUCAGUUUUAUGGGCAACUUUCCCUGCCCUCCUUCCUUGGUGGUUGGCCCUGAUGGAGAUCUCUCACCAGCCUAUACCUUAAGCACUGCCAAGAGUGCCCAACCACCACCUAAAGCCCAUCCUAUCUGGAAAUGGCAGCUGGGUGGGUCACCAAUACCUCUUCCACCCAGCCACAAGUUCAGGAAACUGAACUAA
Messenger RNA from Notechis scutatus (mainland tiger snake), 2598 nucleotides. The record is from RefSeq and is a predicted model, not a curated record. Lineage: Eukaryota; Metazoa; Chordata; Lepidosauria; Squamata; Elapidae.